CAAGAAACCCGGAGAAAGUCUCAGCCUGGUCCUCCUACACCACACACCGAGCUCUCUGAGCUUGUUCACACACACGCCUAGUUUCGCCCGGUUGUCAUACGAGCCCAGGAAUGCCAUGGCCACUCAGCCCAACCAGGACUACUUCCGCUCGGUCAGCAGCGAGUCCACUACCUACAUGAUGGUGCCGGCGAAUGGCCGCAGAGAGUCUCCGUCCAAGCUGUGGCUCGCCAUGGUGGUGAUUGUGGUGGUGGUGCUGCAGAUCGCCUCCACCACAGGACUCUUCCUCUACCUGAACAUGUCCCUGUCCCAGGUGAAGAACCAAGGAGUAACAGAAGAGCUGCGAUGUCUGAGAUUGCUCAAUGCCCUGGAUAAAAACCGGGAUGUUUCCGAGGAUCUGGCCCAGCUCUUAGGAGAAUCCUGCUUCAAGCUGGCUGAAGGCAUCAAGGCCUACAUCUCUAAGGUAACAGAGAACAUCAUCUCCAGACAGACAUUACAAGAAGCCAGAACCCUACCACACAGUUACAACACUACAGGGGCGAAGUUUGUGACACAGAGACCUUCAGCCCACCUUACACUCAGCAGCCUACAAGGUGCCAGCCCUCAGUAUCCGAGUCCGCAGGCGGACCUGCACCAGUCGUGCCGCCACCCCGUGCGCUCCUGGGCCAACCAGAGCUUCGGCGCCCACCUGCACAACAUGACACUGGCCAACGGGCGUCUCCGCGUGCCUCAGGACGGACGCUAUUACCUGUACGCGCAGGUCUACUUCCGCUACCCGUCUCCCAGCGAGGGCGAGCAGAAGGGCACCAGCCACCAGCUGGUUCAGUGCAUCUACAAGAAAACAUCAUACCUGAGACCCAUCCAGCUGCUGAAGGGUGUAGGCACCAAGUGCUGGGCUCCUGAUGCUGAAUACGCCCUGCACUCCGUCUACCAGGGAGGUCUGUUCGAGCUGCGCGCCGGCGACGAGGUCUUCGUCUCCGUCUCCUCCCCCUCGAUGGUGCAUGCUGAGGACUCCUCCAGCUAUUUUGGUGCUUUCCGGCUGGACCUGUGAGGACGGAUCAGAGACACUGUGCCGAGGUUACAUUACCCAAGAGACACUGGGAGGAUUUGCUUGUCUCUUGUGUGGUCCCAGGAGACAGCUCAGACAUUGCAUUGUUUCUAUUUUCUUUUAAUAAAUUGAGAUUUUUUUUAUAUAUAUAUAUAUGUAUAUGUAUAUAUAUAUGUGAAGGAAGUGGUUCAGACGAUUGGACCCCCCUUUUUUAAGGCGGAAGAAUGUAUGUAUAUUUUUAAAAGCACAUCAAAGAUGUGGAUUUUGGAAACAGUAGCAAAAAAAAAGACAGUAGGAUUGCCAGAACUUUGCGAGGCUUCAUCUGUGCCAAUCGUGCGCAUGUCUGAUGUACGAGGAGAAAAACUGUGCUUUCGCCUCAAGCCACUGGGCAUCGGUAUUUAAUGCAUUUUUUCAAAUCUAUUGAGAUGCAAGAAGAGAAGAGCAUGCCAGGCAAAAGAGGAGAGGCGUAUGCUGUGCAGAUGCAGGAAUUCUCUGUGGCCAGUCCAACCAGUGGAGCAGCAUGCAAUCACAGAUAGAGACUUAAAAACAGACAUCACCACCUGGACAUACACACACUCUCUCUCUCUCUCUCUCUCUCUCUCACACAUACACACACACACAGACAAUGCAGAAUGCACUUAUUUAAUGCAGAAAGCCAGAAAUGUGGGCACAUGAGAUGAGAUUUGUUGAUCUUUCAUUUAGAAGUCAGACUCAAUAAAUCAAAGGCACAGACAUGUUUACUUUCAAAUACACAUAAAUCAUAUACUCCCACUCAAGUCCCGCUUUCUAAAAGCAGACCCGCCUCGUUCACCCAAACACAAACACGCCCUCGUUCAACAAGAGCACAGUCCACUCGGCUCGGACAUCUGCGAUUAAAAAAAAAAAAAAAGAGUGUAUGAAAGGUUAAACAAACAGUGUGUCGUACAGUUUAAAUGUCACACCCGUGGCCUUUUAAUGCUUUGUUUUCUCCAAAGCAACAUUCACAUGAUCACAAACAUUUUCGGUGGAAUGACAUGUAUGUAACCUUUCUUUCUUUCUCUCUCUCUCUCUAUUUCUCUUCUCAGUUGUGUGUGUAUGUAUGUAAAUAUAAAUAUACAGUACAUGGUGGCUAUUUAAGUUUGCCUUAUACAGUGUAUUGGGAGAGAAUAACACAGGAGAUGUGAUCUCACCUCCAACCUACUGAGGUUCUGAACAGGCAGAAGAUUGAGAAAUCUGCAGGCCAACGUCUCUGCCAAUACAUAUCGUUUGAUGGACAACAGAGCACGCGUGAGGCAAUAACGUGUAAUUUAAAUGGCCAGAUUCUUGAUCAGUGGCCAAGUUGGACUUCAAUGUAAUUUUUUUUUCUUCCUGACUGGACUCCAGCCUGACGUUUCCCUGAUAAUGCCACUAUUCUCAAGGCCUUAAAACCAACUGCUGCCAAUACACAAUACACACAGGAGUGAAAUGCACAGCCCAAGCACUUUCUGUUUCCUUUCCCAAGGACUUGGCUGUGAGCCACAUUAGACGUUAUAAAUCAUCAUCUCCAUCUGGGACGACAUCUUGGAAGGAGUAAAUGCAUCAAGGAGACGUAUUGUGCAACAGGAAUAAUCGAUUCGAGCGAGCGUGAACGCGCGGUAUCAGUCAUUGGAGAGGCAAAUGCCGAAGUGGCUUUCAGUGUUGCAUUGAUUUGAAUGUGUUAGCGUGCGAGAGUAUUGGACUUGGUCUGCACAAUCAGUAUAAAAGAGGUUAUGGCAGGGUGCUACAAACGAUUUGGCAGCAUGUUACUAGCUCAAGCCUCAAACAUUUAGGCUAGGAUUUACAACUGGCUUCCAAAAUCUCAGUAAUCUUCAGCACAGCACACUUGGGGCCGUGGCACAUCAAGUCAGAACGGAGGAACUAGCACUGGCAAGGCUAAUUGUUGAGCACACAAAAACAACGCAAAAGUACAGCUGAAAGCUGGCAUGCGUGUCCGUUCCUCACUUAUGUGAAUAGUUCUCCAUACCGGCAGAUGGCAGUAGUCUGUCUUCAUAAUCACACUUUUCAAUUAGUUCUCCCAUCUCAUACUACUGCAGUCAAUAGUUUGUCAUUAUCAUACGCCGUCUACUGAGCAGGUAUCCCGACUUCUUACGUUAGCAUAUGGCUUAUAUAUCCGCUAGUUUUGACUCAAAUAAAACACAAAUAAAAUAUGCAGAGCAGAAUAAUCCACAGGAGGAGAGAAGACGCCAAGCAAGCAAAACGAGCAUUUCCUGCAGGUAGCAGAUACUUUCCUUUGCGAUAACUUUAUCUGGAUUGAAUUUUGACCUGUGAAUUUUUUUGUGGCCAAAACAAAA
This is a messenger RNA of Hemibagrus wyckioides, 3354 nucleotides long. It is a transcript of the gene tnfsf10l, whose product is annotated as TNF superfamily member 10, like. The record is from RefSeq and is a predicted model, not a curated record. Lineage: Eukaryota; Metazoa; Chordata; Actinopteri; Siluriformes; Bagridae. Gene Ontology annotation, biological process: immune response. The coding region runs from base 116 to 1048 and encodes 310 amino acids. Gene Ontology annotation, molecular function: tumor necrosis factor receptor binding. The transcript is spliced from 5 exons. Gene Ontology annotation, cellular component: membrane.